AAACAUGCAGAGGACACAACAUGAUCAUGUUGAAUUGAAGAAAACAACAUUCUUUUCUUUUCAUUUUCAUUUUCAAAUUAAAAAUAAUGAUUAAUCGAAUUUUAUUGAUGAAAAUUAUGAAUAGAAAUCUUCGAAAUUUACAACAAACAAAAUCAAAUAUACUUCCUUUAUAUUAUAGUCUGGCUAUUAAUCCUAACAAUCCGGUAAAUAAAUUAUCAACCGAAACAACAUGUAGUGUAGAACAACGACAACAACAACAACAACCGCAUCAAUCAUCAUCAAAAGAAGCAAAAUCUAUUGAAGAAAAUCCUUAUUAUUCAAAAUAUGCGGAAAAAAUUAAAAAAGCUCAAUUGCAAUCAUCAUCAUCAUCAGUAAAGAACGAAGCUGAUAAAAUCAAGCCCGAAUUGAAACAAUCUACAAUUGUUGAAGAUGAAAAAUUAAAAUCCGAAAUCAAAACAAUUAAAGAAUCUGUAUCGAAAACUGCCAAUCUGAAUAAAUCAAAAAAUAAAUUGGAUGAUAUUGUUAAACUUGAUCUUUUAAUGGACAAAACAAAAGAAGAAAUUAUUCAAAUAUGGAAUCUAUAUCAUAGUAAACGUGAUUGUCUUUUUGCCGUCAUUGAAUCAUCAUUAUAUGAAACAUUUCAUAAAAAUUUAACCGAAUAUCCUACAUUUAUAUUGCCAUUACCAAGAAAUUCCGAUGAUACAUCAACAUCAUCUUAUGAAUUUUUUUUGAUGCAAUUUCAAGAACAUUGUUGUCAUUUUACACCAUUAGCUGCUUAUCAUCUUCACAAAGAGAUGGCGCCUAUUUGUCUUUCAAUUUAUUAUUAUCCUGAAUUAAGUGAAUCAAAAAGAAUUGUAUUAAUGAUGGGUGAAUUUGAUUCAAAUAUUUUGAAUAUUAUUGAAUGUCAAGGUCUUGCAAAUCAAUUACAAUAUUAUUAUCUAACUGAAGAUCCAUCAGCAAAACUUUCAUUACAUUUAUUCAAUAAAGAACCGAAAAGUUUUGAUCAUAUGCGUCUGAUACGACAUCUUGAAGAUGGAUUUAUUUCCCGUCAACAACAAAUCAAUUUAAAUCAACCGGAUUAAAAAAAAGAAAAUUAUUUCAUUUUAUUAUUUUAUUCAUUAUUGAAAAGAUAUUCUACAAAUAAUCAUAGGCACAAAUUGUAUUUAUAUUGAACAUAUAUAUCGAUUAUCCAAUG
This is a messenger RNA of Dermatophagoides pteronyssinus (European house dust mite), 1195 nucleotides long. Its product is annotated as ATP synthase mitochondrial F1 complex assembly factor 1. Gene Ontology annotation, biological process: mitochondrial proton-transporting ATP synthase complex assembly. The record is from RefSeq and is a predicted model, not a curated record. NCBI's taxonomy places the organism in Eukaryota, Metazoa, Arthropoda, Arachnida, Sarcoptiformes, Pyroglyphidae. Gene Ontology annotation, cellular component: mitochondrion.